Phyllostomus hastatus (greater spear-nosed bat) is the source of this 450-nucleotide messenger RNA. Its product is annotated as immunoglobulin iota chain-like. The transcript is spliced from 2 exons. The record is from RefSeq and is a predicted model, not a curated record. NCBI's taxonomy places the organism in Eukaryota, Metazoa, Chordata, Mammalia, Chiroptera, Phyllostomidae. Gene Ontology annotation, biological process: immune response; immunoglobulin production. Bases 1 to 450 code for a protein of 149 amino acids.
AUGUCCUGGGCUCCUGUCCUGCUGGCGCUCCUCGCUCUCUGCACAGGUGGUGGCCCUCAGCCAGUGCUGAAGCAGUCACCUUCUGUGACCUCAUCCCUUGGAACCACAAUCCGUCUGGCCUGCACCUUCAGCAGCGACUAUGAUGUCAACUUAUACAGCAUCUACUGGUACCAGCAGAGGCCCGGCCACCCUCCAAGAUUCUUGCUGAGAUAUUUCUCUGAUUCAGAGAAGAAACGGGGCCCCAAAGUUCCCCCACGCUUCUCUGGGUCCAAGGAUGGGACUGAGAACACGGGGUAUUUGAGCAUCUCUGGGCUGCAGCCUGAGGAUGAGGCUAUAUAUUUCUGUGCUGUGGGGACCCAGAACAUAGAGAGGGAAAAGGAGGUGGACAGCGAGGAAGAAAAGGAGCCUCCUGCUUCAGUGUCCCAGGCACCCCAGGACACCGUGCACUGA